AUGAUAUAUGCAAUUCCAGUGCCUGUAUGGUCCGGAGUAAACAUUGCCGGAAUCAGUCUAGCAAAAGUGAGCAGGGAAGUGGGUAAAGAAGAGGAAGCCGCAUCGUGGCAAGCAGCUCUUCACCGGGAAGUGAUCGACAGUGCCUACAAAAUCAUCAAGUUAAAGGGCUACACCUGCUGGGGAAUUGGGCUAUCUGUUGCAGCAAUAGCAAAGGGCGUCAUAAGAAACUCACAUAAGGUCUAUGCACUUUCAGUGAAUGUGAAGCUCAGUACAUACAAAGCAUAA
Cylicostephanus goldi is the source of this 285-nucleotide messenger RNA. The record is from the annotation of a GenBank genome assembly. Lineage: Eukaryota; Metazoa; Nematoda; Chromadorea; Rhabditida; Strongylidae.